Messenger RNA from Pleurotus ostreatus (oyster mushroom), 702 nucleotides. RefSeq lists its product as uncharacterized. The transcript is spliced from 5 exons. Bases 1 to 702 code for a protein of 233 amino acids. NCBI's taxonomy places the organism in Eukaryota, Fungi, Basidiomycota, Agaricomycetes, Agaricales, Pleurotaceae. The record is from RefSeq and is a predicted model, not a curated record.
AUGGGGGAGCAGGCGUCGAAGAAGGAGGAGGAGAGGGUCAUCUACAGCGUACUCGGAGCGUCUACGAAUGGCCUGACUGGCCCUGAUACGAGGAGAAGAUGGCGGGAGAGUGACACCAAAAAGAGAGAGGACGUACUGGCGCGUAGCAUAUUGAAGAUGUGGCGGGGCGCUGGCGGCCUUUACGAGAAGGGCGGGGUCGCAUUACGUUCGGGCGGCGGGAUGCAGGUGGUAAUGGAGAACUCUUCUCAUCAAGACUACUCGUCGGCGAAAGACAACACCGUCGAUAUGGGGGAGGUCGAGGAGGAGGAGGUAGAUGAACGAGGCGGCCAAUACCCAGAAGACGUCGUCGAAUUCGAGGGAAAUGCAAGAGAAAAGGCCACGUACCAGCUUUCAAAGAAAAAAUAUGCCCCAGCGUCGAGGGCCAACCAGACAGGACGAGUCGGACGCCAGCGAGCGGGGACGGCUCUGCGAGACACGGGACUCUUCCAACCUGCACACACCGUCGCCUUCAUAUUCCCCUCACGCCCGGAGCACACUGUAACCGCAUCCACGACUCGUGAUGGUGCCUGCGCGGUGUUAAGGGCCCGCACUCUGGAGAUGGGUCCCACAGAUGAUGACCCAACAUAUCCAAGUUCGACUCACAGAUAUAGCGGACCACUGGACCCUGCUACUUCGAAGCCGGUCAAAACACGUCAAUGUUGA